Ambispora leptoticha is the source of this 930-nucleotide messenger RNA. The record is from the annotation of a GenBank genome assembly. NCBI's taxonomy places the organism in Eukaryota, Fungi, Glomeromycota, Glomeromycetes, Archaeosporales, Ambisporaceae.
AUGAACAGCAACGAAAACUCUGAUAGUGAACUUUUUGCAGAUUCUGAGAGCGAAGCAUCAACAACUUCAUCACCAUCUCUAGCAGAUACAUCACCAACUAGUCAUUCUUGUCAUUCACCAAAAGAUAUUCCUUAUACAUCUUCUUCCUCUACUAUUUCACGGGACUCGUCAAACAGCAACAGCAAUAAUAUGUCUUCGUUACAGAAUAGUCGAUACGGAAGUCGUCCGAAAGGAAGUAAUAUAGACCUUAAAGGGUUUCUUAAUCUUAAUAAAAAAGAAUAUUUUAAAUUGAGGAAAGUAGCUCAAGAUGCUAUGAAAUCACGCUUUGAUUUCGACAUGACAUUUAGUCAACAAGACUCUGAGAAGAAAAUGGCUGUAUUCGAAGCGAUUUAUUUGGAAUAUCCGCAUUAUAGGUCAUGUGUAAAUAAUUGGAUUGCUCGUGAAGUUUCAAGAAGUGUGUUUUUUGCGCAUCAACAAGUUAUACGAAAUAGGAAUAAGGCAUUUUCUCAGCUACUCUUGGGAGAUAAUGACACACGUGACAGCUAUUCGCUGGGCAAGAGGCCACAUCAAAUAUACACAGACACUUCGGACGAAGAUCCUACUAGCCAAUCUUCACAGAGUACACCUUAUAGAUCAAAGAAACAUAAAUCAAAAUCUACACAAUUCAAUGCUCAAGAACCGUCAACAACUUACCCAAAUCAUACAUCCACUUCAACGCUCAAUAAUAAUCAACAGAAUUUAUUAGAUCGUAUACCUGCACCCGGAACGAUCGUUGAAGGGGUUGAUCCUAACGGUGACGAAUAUUCUGAAUGCAUCAUGAGUCAAGAGAUCCGUGUAAUAACUCGUUCGAUAAUCUUGCGAAUGAACAAAAGAACGGGCGAACAACAGCAAUUCGAACGAGAGUCCGAGCAAAUAAUAACAAAGAAUUGA